This is a messenger RNA of Dreissena polymorpha, 7233 nucleotides long. RefSeq names its product tight junction-associated protein 1-like. The transcript is spliced from 8 exons. The coding region runs from base 154 to 1116 and encodes 320 amino acids. NCBI's taxonomy places the organism in Eukaryota, Metazoa, Mollusca, Bivalvia, Myida, Dreissenidae. The record is from RefSeq and is a predicted model, not a curated record.
UGAUCUAAGAGUUUUAAUGGUAUCUAACCCAAUGCAGGCAAAAUAACAACACGUAAACAUAACAUAGAUGCCAGACGCUUUUUGUGAGUAAAGCUUAAGAAAAAACAAGUGUAAUCCAGGUGUAUUUUGACUUGCUGACCUUGUAUCAAUACGAUGCACAAAAGACAGUAUUCAGACAAUAUUGGAUCAAGACCCAGAACCAUGGCAGUUUGUGCUAAUUGUGGAUGCUCCUGUGAUGGGAAAAUCGUGGGAGAUGCAAGUCACAGCCUUGACCUACAGCACCAGAUCGAGGAGCUGAUGAGUCGACUGCGACAGAGUCAAGUUAACAUGGCCAACAUGCAGACCGAGUAUGAUGACCGCCUGCAAAAGGCUAACUACGAACUGCUCAAGCUACGGGAAGAGUUCGUGAAACUGAGAGACAGAUAUGAAAGGUUGAUGGAAAGUCACAAAAGAAUGCAGAAAAUUAACAAUAAUUUGGAAAAUAAAAUUUUGAAUACGGUGAACAGCUCAGAGUCUGAUAAGACAUCUCUCCAGAACGAGGUAGCCAAAAUGACGUCCAAACUUGUGGAAGCAAAAACAUUGAUCUGCGAACUGGAGGAGGAGAAUGAGAGGUUCAGAUCGGACUGCAGUUUAGCCGUACAUCUGCUCCAGUGCAAACCCAGCAACUUUGUAGGGCAGAGAUUGCCUUCUUUGCCUAUAGAUCUCCAAGAGCGCAUAAAGACUCAAAUGACAAGUGAGCAACUCAUGAACCUACGAAAUGCUAAACCUGAAACGCCAAAGCUUAUCCACAUUCCUAUGCAGACUUUCCCGCCCACUGCCAUGGUUUACUCGGUCCCUAAUCCAGCCCCUAAGGACCAUGAGCAGGAUCCUUUGAUGGUUCCUGUGAGCCUCAUAGCAAAGGUGCUUGCACCCCCAGAAAUGAGGCAGCGACAGCUACGGACUUAUUUCUGUGUUAAGUGUAAGGAGGACUAUCCAUAUGCAAAUAAAGAGACACAAACAUGCGUACUGGCUUUGCAGGACGGAGAUAAACAUGUGAAAGGUGCGGUUAAGGUGCAUAGGAAAGUCAGGCAUCAUUCGAAUUCGUCAUUGGAAAGUGAUGUGACGUUCUCGCCUUGAGGCUUCAACAAAUGCAUGCUUAACCUUUUUAUUAUGCCCCCGGAUCAAAUGAUCGGGGGUAUAUUGUUUUUGGCCUGUCUGUCUGUCUGUCUGUCAAUGUAUGUAUGUGUCUGUCCCAAAAGUUUAACCUUGCUCAUAACUUUUGCAAUAUUGAAGAUAGCAACUUGAUAUUUGGCAUGAUGUGUAUCCCAUGGAGCUGCACAUUUUGAGUGGUGAAAGGUCAAGGUCAUCCUUCAAGGUCAAAGGUCAAUAUAUGGCUUCAAAGCGCAGUAGGCAGCAUUAUGUUUUACAAACGCUCAUUUUUUAUAUGGUUAUGCGAUAAUUUUGUUUAUGCAAUGGUUAAGGUGUUGAAAAUAAUUUAUUUUCAUGUUUCAAGCAGGAAUAUUAUUUCAACCUCUUUAAUGUUAUUAUUUUAUUUGUUUUCAAGAAGCAUUUAAUGACCUUCAAAACAUGCCAAAAUUUGUGAAAAGGCCCCUUUAACCAUUUACCAAUUAAAUUUGUAUUUUGAUGCAUUUGUUGUCUCUUAGAAAGUUAAAUUUAAUGAAAGACCUGUUUUACAAGAUUCAAGUUUUUAAGGCUUCAUUUCCAAUCCUUUGAUACUGAAGAGCAGCAAACAGCAUAAAACCUAAACAGACUGCGAGUUACUCGCAGGCUGUUCUGUUUUUCUGCUGUUUGCACAUAGCCAUUUUCACUUUGCUUCUGAGUGGGAAAGGGUUAAUACAGGUCUAUUAAUGCAUGAUGGUGUUUUUAUCAAAACUUUAAUUUAUUGUUAAUUUUGUUGAUUAAGAAUGAUACAUUGUUAGCUCACCUGAUUGCUCAGGUGAGCUUUUCUGACCGGUCUUUGUCCGUUGUAUGUCUGUCCGUCUGUAAACAUUUCUUCCUAAACACUCUAGAAGCCACAUUUCUUGUCCCAUCUUCAUGAAACUUGGUCAAAAGCUUUGCCCCAAUCAAAUCUCGGCCGAGUUCGAAACUGGGUUGUGCCGGGUCAAAAACUAGGUCACUAGGUAAAUAAAAAGAAAAACAUUGUAAACACUGUAGAAGUCACAUUUUAUGUUCAAUCUUCAUGUAACUUUGUCAAAAUGUUUGUCUUAAUGAUAUCUUGAUUGAGUUCAAAAGUGGUUCCUGUGUGUUGAAAAACAUGGCCGCCAGUGGGCGGGGCAGUUUUCCUAAUUUGGCUAUAGAGAAACCUUGUAAACACUCUAGAAGUCACAAUUUUUGCCCAAUCAUCAUGAAAGUUGGUCAAAACAUUGGUUUUAUUGAUAUCUUGGACAAGUUUGAAAAUGGUCGGGAUUGGUGAAAAACAGGCUGCCAGUGGGCGGGGCAUUUUUCUCUAUAUGUAUAUAGUGAAAACAUGUGAACACAGUAGAAGUCACAUUUUUGGCCCAAUUUUCAUGAAAUUUGCUCAGAACAUUUGUUUCCUUGAUACGAGAGUUGAGUUCAAAUAUGGUUCCGGUCAGUUGAAUAACAUGGCUGCUGGGAGGGGGGCAGUUUUCUCAUUAUGUCCCCCCCCAUUCGUAGAAGAGGGCGUAUAUUGUUUUGCUCAUGUUGGUCCGUCCGUCCACCAGAUGGUUUUCGGAUGAUAACUCAAGAGCGUUUAUGCCAAGGAUCAUGAAACUUCAUAGGUACAUUGAUAAUGACUCGCAGAUGACUCCUAUUGAUUUUUAGGUCACUAGGUCAAAGUUCAAGGUCAAGGUCAUGAUGACCCGAAAUAGUAAAAUGGUUUCCGGAUGAUAACUCAAGAACACUUAUGCCUAGGAUCAUGAAACUUCAUAGAUACAUUGAUCAUGACUCGCAGAUGACCCCAAUUAAUUUUUAGAUCACUAGGUCAAAGGUCAAGGUAACGGUGACCCAAAGCAGUAAAAUGGUUUCCGGAUGAUAACUCAAGAAGGCUUAUGCCUAGGAUCAUGAAACUUCAUAGCUACAUUGAUCAUGACUCGCAGAUAACCCCCAUUGAUUUUCAGGUUUCUAGGUCAAAGGUCAAGGUCACGAUGAAAACAGUAAAAUGGUUUCCGGAUGAUAACUCAAGAACGCUUAGGCCUAGGAUCAUGAAACUUCAUAGGUACAUUGAUCAUAACUCGUAGAUUACCCCUAUUGAUUUUCAGGUCACUAGGUCAAAGGUCAAGGUCACGAUGACCCAAAAUAGUAAAAUGGUUUCCAGAUGAUAACUGAAGAACGCUUAGGCCUAAGAUCAUGAAAUUUCAUAGGUACAUUGAUCAUGACUCGUAGAUGACCCCUAUUGAUUUUUAGGUCAAAGGUCAAGGUCACGGUGACCUGAAAUAGUAAAAUGGUUUCCAGAUGAUAACUCAAGAGCGCUUAUGCCUAGGAUCAUGAAACUUCAUAGGUACAUUGAUCAUGACUGGAAGAUGACCCCUAUCGAUUUUUAGGUCACUAGGUCAAAGGUCAAGGUUGGGGUGACCUGAAAUAGUAAAAUGGUUUCUGGAUGAUAACUCAAGAACGCUUAUGCCUAGGAUCAUAAAACUUCAUAGGUACAAUUAUCAUGACUCGCAGAUGACCCCUAUUGAUUUUCAGGUCACGAGGUCAAAGGUCAAGGUCAUGAUGACCUGAAAUAGUAAAAUGGUUUCUGGAUGAUAACUCAAGAACGCUUAUGCCUAGGUUCAUGAAACUUCAUAGGUAUAUUGAUCAUGACUCGCAGAUGACCCCUAUUGAUUAUCAGGUCACUAGGUCAAAUGCCAAGGUCACAGUGCCAAAUAACGUAUUCACACAAUGGCUGUCAAGGUCACGGGGACUCAACUUAGAAAAAUGGUUUCUGGAUGAUAACUCAAGAAUGCUUACGCCUAAGAUCAUGAAACUUCAUAGGUAUGUUGAUCAUGACUCUCAGAUGAAAUAAUGAUGAAACUUGACCAGGAUGUUUGUCUGGACAAUAUCUAGGUCAAGUUUGACAUUUGGUAAAGAUUGAAUGAACGACUCCUCUCAGUUGAGUGAACUAGGGCCAUCUUGGCCCUCUUGUUAUUAAGUUUUAAGAAAAUGGCUAUUAGUUGUUAGGAGUGAAUUUUUUAUCAUAUCAUAUCUAUUAGUGCUCAGCAUUAUAUAUUUUAUUAUCACAAUGCGUGUGUUUUAUAGAGGGAUAUGUCUUAUUAACGGGAAAGCAAGGUUGCAUCAAUAUUAACAGAAGGCAGAUUUCAUUUUUCAGCUGAUUCUAUUAUUAUGUAAGCAAGUUAUUAUUAAGAAUGUUUUAUUUAAAAAACAUUCUUGUACCAUGCUUCUCGUAUAAGCUGUAAAUUUUUAAAAUAAAAGAGCACAAAAUAAGUGUAAUUUACAUAGUCAAAAUGUAAUUAAGUUGCAGGUGAAUAAUCAUUAUCUUAAACUGGUUACUUUAUUAUGCUCCACUAAAAAGAUUUGAAGGGAGUAUAUAGUCCACCGCUUUGUCUGUCCAUGCGUGAGUCCGUGUCUGUCCUUCUGUGCACAAUUUGUCCGGGCUAUUUCUCAGCAGCUAAUGACUGGAAUUCAAUGAAACUUUACGGGAAGCUUCACUACCAAUAGGAGAUGUGCAUAUUAUCAGCAGGUUAUGGUCUGAUGAUUUUUCACCGAGUUAUGGCCCUUUAAAAUUUUCCAUUAACUGUACAUAAAGUGCAAUUCUUGUCCCCCCAACUACUAGACGUUUCCUUUUAUCUGAAUAUAUAGUGCAAUAUUGUGACAAAAAAACACUUUGGGGAGCAUCACCCGUCUCCGACGGUUUUUUGUUUUACUACUUUCUGGACGAUUUUUUACUUUCAAAUAUGUUCUCUUUUAUUCAAAGAGCUUAAUAAAACCACUUUUCUUUCAUUUGCCAAAUGGAAUUAUAGGAUAUAUGUGGAUAAUGGUGUAAUUAUAAAUGUUAACUUUUGUGUAAGCUGCGACAAUAUUGUUAGCCAUUUAUAAAUGAUAUUACAUGGGUACUCCUUCAAAAGGUAUUUGAGGGAUUAAGAAGAAAAAAAACACAUUAUCUUGUCAAUCAAAACAAAACUGAUUUCUGUCCAAGACGCAAGUCUUAAUACAAGUGUUAUUAAAAUAUGUGUCUUGUGUGUGAAAGCUGGUCAUGAUGCAUGUGCGUAAAGUGUCGUCCCAGAUUAGCCUGUGCAGUCCGCACAGGCUAAUCAGGGACGACACUUUCCGCUUAAAUGGUAUUUUCCAUUUAAAAGAAGUCCCUUUUUACCGAAAAUCUAGUUUAAGCGGAAAGUGUUGUCCCUGAUAAGCCUCUGCAGACUGCACAGGCUAAUCUGGGACGACACUUUACGCACACGCAUUAUGACCAGUUUUCUCAGAACACGACACAUUAAAUAAUGUAAAUGAGCCUUGCUCUUGAAAAAGGGUCUGAAUGCAUGUCGGUAAAGUGUUGUCCCAGAUUAGCCUGUGUAAUCUGCAUUGGUAUAUCAGGAAUGACACCGUCUAUUGUAUUUAUCAUUUAAAAGAAGCAAAAAGUCUGUUACAGCAGAAAGUGUCGUCCCAGACCAGCCUUUUAAACUGCACAGGCUGAUCUGGAAUACACUUUAACCCUUUAAGUGCGGGAACCGAAUUUUGAAGGCCUUUGCAAACAGUUUGGAUCCAGAUGAGACGACACAGAACGUGGCGUCUCAUCAGGAUCCAAACUGUUUGCUAUUCUGAUAGUAUUCUUCGAAAAAAAUCUAAGAAAAUGCUAAUUUUAGAAAUUCAGCAGAUUACAUUUUAGCAGACGACAAAUUUCCCAGCAUGCAAAGGGUUAAGUACAUACAAUAUGCUCAAUUUUCCCAGAGCGAGCCCAAAUAUCAUAAUGUACAUAUAAGGGGUGUGUAUCAAAAUAUUGCUAUAAACAAAUAUGCGGGCUUGCUUAGCAUUUAAUGUGUGGGCUUGCUAAACAUUUAAUAUGUGGGCUUGAUAAACAUUUAAUAUGUGGGCUUGAUAAACAUUUAAUGUGUGGCAUUGCUGAACAUUUAAUGUGUGAGAUUGCUUAACAUUUAAUGUGUGGGCUUGCUAAAUAUUUAAUGUGUUGGCUUGCUAAACAUUUAAUAUGUGGGAUUGAUAUACAUUUAAUGUGUGGGAUUACUAAACAUUUAAUGUAUGGGAUUACUUAACAUUUAAUGUGUGGGAUUGCUAAACAUUUGAUGUUUGGGCUUACUAAACAUUUAAUGUGUGGGAUUGCUAUUUAUUUAAUUAUUUAGUAAGUGUAUGGCAUGCUUUUUGCUCAAUAAAUUUGAUUUUACAGGUCAUGUUUUGAUAUUUUUUUUACAAAUAAAUGAGUGAAAAUAUGUAUGAAUUAAAAAUAUAUAUUUGAGAAUAGAACUUAAAUUAUGUAUUAUAAUAUGUAUAGUUUUCUACAGCAAAGUGAUAUAUGUUUACAUUUUGGUGGUGUGCAGAUUAAAUUAUGUCUGCUGAACAAACUUCUUAAAUGGUUUAGUGCGUGAACACUUUAUUUAUUUGCUCUCUGGCUUGCUGUUCAUAAUUCUAAAUGAUCAGAUGCCAUAGUUUUGUGAUUUACCUUGUUUGGUUUUGUUGAAAGUAACAAUUUAAAGCCAUAAUUUUAGCUUGAAUUACUACAAAAUGCAUAUGAUGAGCUUUUGUGUUUGCCUUUCGGUAGUUGUUCUUUCGUAAAAGUUUACCUUUUGAUCACUAUAGGCCACAUGUACUGCCCUUAAGUAUAUUUUGGCCUGGUUCUUAAUUCAACAGGAUCAAUAUAAGGUCAAAAGAAAGAGCUUGAAACACCACAAAUUCUUCAAUUCAAAUGAAACAUGCACACAACAUUUGUUGUAUGAUAUCUAGGCUGAUCUUAAAUAUGGUGUAAUUGAAAACAUAGCUGCCAGUAUGCGUGGCAGUUUUCCUUAACCCUUUCAGUGCGGGAACCGAAUUUUGAAGGCCUUUGCAAACAGUUUGGAUCCAGAUGAGACGCCACAGAACGUGGCGUCUCAUCAGGAUCCAAACUGUUCGCUAUUCUGAUAAUAUUCUUUGAAAAAAAAUCGAAGAAAAUGCUAAUUUUAGAAAUUCAGCAGACAACAUUUUAGCAGAAGACAAAUUUCCCAGCGUUCAAAGGGUUAAAUUGCUUUGGUGAAACCUCGUGAACACUGUACAAGGUACAUGAUUGGUCCAAUCCUAGUAAAUCUUGCUGAGAACAUUUCGCCCCCCCGCCCCCCCCCCCCCCCCCCCCCC